AUGGACGACGCGUUCAACAUUAUACUUUUCCUCUCCGCCGUCGCACUUCGCUUCGCGUGCGCGCUCGCGACGUACGGGUAUGUGCACCCCGACGAGUAUCAUCAGUCUAACGAAAUCGCCGCUCGCGACGUGUUCAACGUCUCCGCGAACGUUCCGUGGGAGUUUCGCUCGGAAGCGCCUGCGCGAUCGAUCAUCGGGGUGUGGUUGACGAGUGGGAUCCCGUACGCUGCGUCGAGGGCGCUCGGAUUGAGCGCGAGCGCGGUCGCUGUGGCGGCUCCAAGAGUGUUUGCAUGCGCGGCUUCUUGGACAACUGACGCGGCGGUGAUUUCGUGCGCGCGAGCGAUCGGGGCGAACGCGAGGGAGGCUUGGAUGAUGUUUAUCACUUCGUGGGUCGUGCUCGUGAUCUUAGUGCGACCGUUUAGUAACUCUGUGGAGACAUUUGCGAUGGCGGUGUGCGCGCUCGUCGCAACCCACAGAGUUGGCGGGAGAGGGAGCGACGUCGCUCGAUGCGCGGCGAUAGGGGCAAUAGGGUGCGUGGGGGUGUUUGUUCGAUUCACGAGCGCGGUGUACAUCGCGCCCUGGGCGGUGUUCGCAGUGAUGCGGGCGAGGGAGAAGUCGUUGGGUAACGCAGUGGCGGGAGCGCUGAGCGGUGUCUCGGCGGCGUGCGUCGUCGCGGUGGCAUGCGUCGUCGCUGACACUGCUUACUUCAGGGGAGUUCACGUGACGGAUGCAUUCGCGUGGAACCCGAAGAAUUGGAUCGUGACGCCUUGGAAUUCGUUCUCGUACAACGCUCGAGCGGAGAAUUUGGCGCUUCACGGGCUGCAUCCUAGAUAUUUGCACGCCGUGGUCAAUGGACCAAUCAUGUUCGGCCCACUUUGGUUUAGUUUCUUCAGAGACACGCUAUUCGUGUCGCAACGUAAAGCGUCACCGUCGAGCCCGCGGGACGCCUUGCUCGUGCACGCGCUUCAGGCGAGCGUUUUAGUUCCUCUGUUGGCGCUCUCAUUCGCGCCGCACCAAGAGCCGAGAUUUCUUACGCCUAUGACUUUCCCCAUGUGCGUCUUGGCAGCGUUACACCCCACAGAGAAAUUGGGAUCGCGUUGUCGACGAGGUUUUUUCGCGCUCUGGAUCGCGUUCAACGCGAUUCUGACGUGCCUGUUUGGGAUUCUUCACCAAGGCGGCGUGGUCCCAGCUACACAAGCCUUGGCAAAUAUCGAUACGUUCAACGGCUCUCCGAGAGCGAACGCUAUAUUUUGGAAGACUUAUAUGCCCCCGCGCUCAGUUUUAGCGCAAGAACUCGGGCACGAUCGCAUCACCAUCACGGACGUCGCGGGAGCGAGCGUUGAGGACAUGCGAGAGCUUUUGUCCUCCACGGACGCCGGCGAGUGCUCUGUUGAUAUAGACUCCUGCGUUGAUCGAGCCACGAUUCUCAUUGCUCCGGCACUCGCGUUCGAGCGUCUUCGUGAGAUCACUGCCGAUGAUGUGGACUUCGAGCUCGCCUUUGAGCGAUUCCCACAUCUAUCCCUUGACCACCUCGACGAAGUCGGCGAGCGCCUAAGCGCCUCCAAACCCGCCGAGCGAAUCGGCCUCCUUCGACGUGCUCUCUUCCUCACCGCACACGUCGCUCGAAAAAAGAAAUAG
Messenger RNA from Ostreococcus tauri, 1638 nucleotides. RefSeq names its product GPI mannosyltransferase. Gene Ontology annotation, molecular function: alpha-1,2-mannosyltransferase activity. Gene Ontology annotation, biological process: GPI anchor biosynthetic process. NCBI's taxonomy places the organism in Eukaryota, Viridiplantae, Chlorophyta, Mamiellophyceae, Mamiellales, Bathycoccaceae. Gene Ontology annotation, cellular component: endoplasmic reticulum membrane. Bases 1 to 1638 code for a protein of 545 amino acids. The record is from RefSeq and is a predicted model, not a curated record. The transcript has a single exon.